Messenger RNA from Colletotrichum lupini, 1179 nucleotides. RefSeq names its product aspartate aminotransferase. Gene Ontology annotation, molecular function: pyridoxal phosphate binding; catalytic activity. The record is from RefSeq and is a predicted model, not a curated record. Gene Ontology annotation, biological process: biosynthetic process. The coding region runs from base 1 to 1179 and encodes 392 amino acids. Lineage: Eukaryota; Fungi; Ascomycota; Sordariomycetes; Glomerellales; Glomerellaceae. The transcript has 2 exons.
AUGGUCCAGAUCAAAGCUUUCGAGGUAGAAGAAUGGAUGGAUCGUCUCGAGACAACGCCUGGUGCUCUCAACAUCGCCGAAACAUGCUGCGAGUCUGUGUCGAUCAAGGAGUUGACAGAGCUGUCGAGCGACAAGUCGGCUGCGGGCCCCCUUGACAUUGCAACCCGACGAAUGACUUACGGCGCCAUUUACGGAUCAGAGAAGACGCGCCAGCAGAUCGCCAACAUGUACGCAAACGAUGUUUCGGGCUCUCUCCCCAGCGAUCAAGUCGUCAUUACGCAGGGAGCCAUCGUUGCCAACUUCCUCACUCUCUACACCCUCGUCGGCAAGAAUGAUCAUGUAAUCUGUGUAUACCCGACCUACCAACAGCUGUACGAAGUUCCCAAAAGCUUGGGCGCUGAUGUGAGCCUCUGGAAAUUGAAGGCUGAGAAUGGAUACCUCCCGGACAUCCGAGAACUUCAAGACCUGAUGAUCAUUAUCAACAAUCCCAACAAUCCCACUGGUGUCACUACGCCCAAGCAUGUUCUAGAAGAUCUCGUCGCGUUUGCCAAGUCGAGAAACAUCAUCGUCAUGGCGGACGAGGUAUAUCGACCCCUCUUCCACAGCCUUCCUGUAGGAGAAAGCAUGCCCCCAUCGAUCCUGUCUUUGGGCUAUGACCGAACCAUUUCUACCUCGAGUAUGUCGAAAGCUUUCUCUCUUGCCGGCAUCCGCGUGGGAUGGAUCGCAUCGAGAGAUCCUGGAAUCAUUGAGGCCGUCAAGAGUGCGCGGAACUACACGACCAUCAGCGUCUCGCAGCUGGACGAUCAAGUGGCCGGCUAUGCUCUCUCUGAUGCGGUCAGACCAAACCUCAUCCAUAGAAACAUCGAGCUUGCAAGGACAAACCUUGAGAUCCUCGAGACCUUUAUCAAGAAGCACCAGUCUGUUUGCUCCUGGGUAAGGCCCACAGCCGGUACAACGGCAAUGAUUGGCUUUCGAAGAGGCGACGAACCAGUUCGAGAUGACGAGUUCUGUCUUGAAAUCCUUAAAGAGACUGGGGUUUUGAUAAUGCCUGGGUCUACCUGUUUCGGUGAGGGCGUUGACUUCAAGGGCCAAAUGCGCUUUGGUUACGUAUGUCGGACAGAAGUGCUGAAAGAAGGCCUGGAGAAACUGAGUGUUUAUCUAGAGCAGAGCUUCCACUAA